This is a messenger RNA of Lactuca saligna, 1767 nucleotides long. NCBI's taxonomy places the organism in Eukaryota, Viridiplantae, Streptophyta, Magnoliopsida, Asterales, Asteraceae. The record is from the annotation of a GenBank genome assembly.
AUGGAGGGAGUGGGGUAUCAAGAAAAGAAAUUUAGGGUUCAUUUGAAAUGCUCGAAUUUGCUCGAGUUAGCAGCUGCAGAUGAUGUUUCUGGGUUCGUUUCAGAUGUAGAAGAAAAGGGUAUCGGUUUAGAUGAAGUCGGAUUUUGGUACGGACGAAGUAAUUCAUGUAAAGGAAAGAUGGGAUUUGAAGAACGAACUUCUCUCAUGAUUGCUUCGGUUUAUGGAAGCAUUCGUGUUUUGAAAUACUUAAUCGCUACUAAAAAAAUCGACGUCAACAAAACCUCCGGUUCCGACGGUCUCACCGCCCUCCAUUGCGCAGCCGCUGGCGGGGCUUUUACCUCCAUUGAAAUCGUGAAGUUGUUACUUGAUGCAGGGGCGGAUGUUAGUUUAACAGAUUGCAACGGGAACAAACCCGGCGACUUGAUAGCCCGUGGAAUCAAAUCCUCCAUGCGAAAAGGUUUGGAGAUGUUGUUGAAGGGUUUUGUUAUCGUCGAAGAGAUUGUUGCCGCGAAAAAGGAAUACCCUGUUGAUUUAUCUUUGCCGGACAUAAACAAUGCGGUGUACGGCUCCGAUGAGUUUAGGAUGUAUACGUUCAAGGUGAAGCCAUGUUCAAGAGCUUACACUCACGAUUGGACAGAAUGCCCGUUUGUUCAUCCCGGCGAGAACGCACGGCGGCGUGACCCGAAGAAAUACAACUACACCUGUGUCCCAUGCCCGGAGUUUCGUAAAGGAAGCUGCGUUAAUGGAGAUAACUGUGAGUAUGCACACGGAGUGUUUGAAUCUUGGCUUCACCCAGCUCAAUACAAAACUCGUUUAUGCAAAGAUGAAACUGGGUGUGCCAGAAAAGUGUGUUUUUUUGCGCACAGAGUCGACGAGUUGAGGCCUUUGUAUGCUUCCACCGGCUCAGCCAUCCCUUCGCCCAAAUCAUCGUCUGUUAGUUCCGGCGAAAUGGUGGGUUCGAUGAGCCCUAGCCAGAACUCUGUUUCGACGCCACCAAUGUCGCCUUCUAUUGCUCCGGUGUCUUCCAUGAACGGGUGGCCGAACAAGAUGAACCAUUUGACGCCGCCGGUGCUGCAGCUUUCCGGUAGUCGUUUACGGAGUGCUUUGAAUGCACGAGACUUGGAGUUGGAGAGCUUAUUGACUCAACAGAAACAAAGGCAACAAAUGAUUGAUGAUUUGUCUGCAAAUAUUUACCGCAACAACCAAAGAUUUGGGGAGUUGCAGGCUACGAAUCUCGAUGAUGUUUUUGGAUCUUUUGAAUUGCAAUCUCCAACCGCGCAUCAACAAAUCCGGCAGAACUCUAACCAGCUCCGGGGUAACUACACGUCUUCUCCGAUGAGAAAACCAGCAGGUUUUGCUUUUGAUUCAUCGGCGGCGGUUGCUCAGGCGGUGAUCAAUUCAAGGUCUGGUGCGUUCUCGAAACAACGUAGCCAGAGCUUCAUUGACCGAGGCACGACAGGUUCAGGCGCCAUGAGUCCAAAAUUUUCGCAGUGGGGUUCGCCUGACGGAAAACUGGAGUGGGGGUUUAAUGGUGAGGAUGCUAACAAGCUUAAAAAGUCUGCAUCUUUUGGGUUUAGAAAUGGUGUACCGGUGAAUGAGCCAGCAGUUUCAUGGGCGAAUACGUUGGUGAAAGAUGUUUCGUCGGUUGGCGUUGGUCUGUAUAGUUCAUCGGAGAAGCAGAGACACGGCGGCACUGGUGGAGGUGGAGAGAAGCUGCCACAGUGGGUCGAACAGAUGAUCAGAGAGCAGGAGCGGUUGGUGGCAUAA